Molecule: messenger RNA, 3604 nt
Organism: Xyrichtys novacula (pearly razorfish)
Lineage: Eukaryota; Metazoa; Chordata; Actinopteri; Labriformes; Labridae
Source: the annotation of a GenBank genome assembly
UUGUGAUUUUAAUUAUAGAUUUUAUUAUUCACAUAAGUGUCAUUUUAUGGGAAUAUCUUCACAUAAGAUCUCCAAGAAACAGAUAAAACAAGGAGGGAGUGAAUAAAAACACAGAUAUAACUCUGUCUCACAUAAAUUUGCUUGACACCGCGUGCCCGCAUACGUGCACUCCGUUUGUACAGAGAUGUCUCGCUUGUGCGCGAGCCCUGUUCUGUCCUACUGCCAUUGGUGGGGGGAAGGGGGAUGACGUCCACACUUCUGGCACGGAGCCAAAAGAGGCGGUCGCCUGACGUCAGUGCCUUCUCAUUCACAAGCACGAGCCGUGUAUAUAAAUCGUCCGGAGCACUCUUGAAGUAGAAACCACUCGGUAAAAAAGUUAGGCCUAUUAAACUUUCUAAGAAGGAACACAACAUCCGGAUACACUCAAGAAGAAGAAGACAGGACCGGCUUCGAUAAAACUUUUUUUUCCCUGACUUGUUUUGUUUUUGUCACAUAUCAAGCUACCCGGAACAAAGGACUCAGCCGCUCGAAUUACUUGGUAACUUUUGGGGGAAAAAGUUACUCUCUACAACAGCUUUUGUUUUCCUAGCUUUAUGUAUUUGGAUUUAACCUUCUACUUCAGUCGUUCUACUAUGGUCAUAAUGGAGGUCCCGACCAUCGACAGUGCGUCCCUCCGUGGCUCGUUGGAGGGCGACGUCCCGGGCUGCCUGGUGCUCGACUGCCGAUCCUUCCUCUCCUUCAACUCGUCCCACAUAUCGGGCUCCACCAACGUGCGCUUCAGCACUAUAGUCCGCAGGAGGGCCAGAGGGGGUCUGGGGCUUGAACACAUCGUCCCCAACGAGGACACGAGAAACAGGCUCCUCUCAGGGGAGUAUGAGUCUGUGGUACUGCUUGACGACCGCAGUUUGGACUUAAGCCAGGCUAAGAAAGACGGGACUCUGAUGCUGGCUGUUACGGCUCUCUGUCGCGAUCCUUGUGGAGCAAGAGUUUUUAUCCUAAAAGGUAAGCGAAAACAAGUAGUUCCCUUGUUUAAAGAGCCGAGCACAAUUGUUUGACUGUAUCUUAACAACGGGGCAACAAAUGCGGAUUACAGCUGUCACCACACCAGCUGGCUCUGGAGUAAACAAUGUUCCAAAAUAGCCCCCUGAGCAGUUGUCACCUUUUAAGAGACCCAUAUUUAAACAUGGAUAUGUCUUUGUGCUGUCCUAUUAAAUGACCACUCUUCUGUUUUUUCUUCCCUUUCCAGGUGGUUUUGACACAUUUUCCUCAGAGUAUCCUGAGAUGUGCACCAAACCUUCCCCUCCCCAAGGACUGAGUUUGCCACUGAGCUCUGGUCACCCAGGGAGCGCAGACCCAAGCUGUAGUCCAUGCAACACCCCUCUAUAUGACCAGGUUUGUAUUAUAUUGAGUUCACAGCACACACUGUUUUCUUGUUUCUGGUUUUACAUUAGGUGUUGACUGAAGUUUAUUCCCCUCUGUUUAGGGAGGUCCUGUGGAGAUCUUGCCUUUCCUGUACCUUGGCAGUGCCUACCAUGCUUCAAGAAAGGACAUGCUGGACAUGCUGGGUAUCACGGCUCUUAUCAACGUUUCUGCCAACUGCCCCAACCACUUUGAGGACUCCUUCCUGUACAAGAGCAUACCCGUCGAAGACAACCACAAAGCAGAUAUCAGCUCCUGGUUCAACGAGGCGAUCGAGUUUAUCGGUGAGCAUAAACACCUUUUUUUAUUUACAGUCUUACCCGCCAAAUGUGAGAGCCUAUCACAGCUGUCACCCCCUGAGCCAGUUGAAGAAACACAAACAACCACCCACCCCCCACUUCUCCCUUUGACUCCUGGAUUUAAAUUUUAAAAAGUUCCCUCCAAAACCGACCAGCUGGCUCUGCACAGGCUCCCUGCUUCACCACAAUGGUGGUUACAUCAUUGCCACCUUCCAGGCGGAGAAAAAGGGAUGCCCCCUCUUAAUGAGUUGCAGAGCAGAGGCUCCAAACUGGUUCUGUAGUAAAGAGGCUGGCCAGGCUUGAAUGGCUCCCCCUCCACGUCGCUCUUUGUUCUGGCCUAACAAAAGGCAAUUUCUCCUCACUCACUGUCGGCCUUCCUCCCAGAUCAAUACCCCCAGCAGGGGUCUGUACCCCUCCUUUGUCUAUUCAGACUGCCUCCAUUGGGAAUACCCCCCAAGCUCACACCCUGCACCCCUAACUCUGUUCCUGUGUUUUAAUGAGUGCUCUUGAAUUUAAACAGCAGUGGAAAGUGUUGCAGACUUUUGUGGUUUGGGCUUCCUGUGACAGGCGGAGUGUUAGCUACACCUUUUGAAAAAACAACCCAUCAUGUGAUAGAUGUUUACAGAGUUGUAAUGUUUGUUUUCCUUCUCUCUCCCUUCCAGAUUCUGUAAGAAACAAAGGAGGCCGAGUGUUUGUGCACUGUCAAGCCGGCAUCUCGCGCUCUGCCACAAUUUGCCUCGCCUACCUCAUGAGGACGAACCGGGUGAAGCUCGACGAGGCCUUUGAGUUUGUUAAGCAGCGCCGCAGCAUCAUCUCCCCAAACUUCAGCUUCAUGGGUCAGCUGCUCCAGUUUGAGUCCCAGGUUCUGGCUUCAUCGACCUGCUCUUCAGAAGCAGGGAGCCCGGCCAUCGGCAACAGCAGCACAGUCUUUAACUUCCCUGUCUCUAUCCCUGUACACACCUCUGCCGGUCAGCUCUCGUUCCUCCACAGUCCCAUCACCACAUCUCCUAGCUGCUGAGAAAGGAGAGGCCAGCACAGACAUUUUAUGAACUUGAACUGACACAAAACCAAACUUUGAUCAUGACCUGUUCAGUGGUGAUACUGGUAUCACCAGACAGCACAGAAGAAGCUAUCAUUUGAGUCAGUUUAUUUGACUCUGCCAGUCAAGUUUCUGUGUAUAUGGGUGUCAUCAUUUCAAAGGGAGAUUGAAGCUACCAUGAGGCAGUAUUCUACUUUUACCUCCUAAAUGUGAAAUCAUCCAGUCAAUCCUAGGUGGCUUUAUGAAUGGCUGAAAGAAGAUGAGGUUAUUCAAGUAGAGGAAGUCUGAAGUACCUGAAUAUUCUUUAUUCAUUUUUUUUUUUUUCAAUGAAGGCAACUGCUGUUGAUAAUCAGAAUCAUUUUGAAGAAAACAAAGAGCAGAGGGCUAACAGUUGUCUCAGGAAAGUUAACUAACCCCCUCUACUUUGUUCAAGAAAGCAAUCUGUGGCGUGGAUGUUGCUACUUCAUGUGACGAACAAUGAAUGUAUCCCCGUGUUUUUAGAGCAGAGGUGGCAGAGAUCUUCUUGUUCAGUUUGAGAGUUGAAUGGGUUGCCAAAUCAGAUGCAAAAGCCUGCCUUUCAAAAUGUCAUGAAACCUUGACGAUCCUGACGCUUUGGGGAAACGGACCAUUAAAUACCUCAUGUUUCUGUACUGUGUGCUGCAGCACUGACAUAACACAACCCCGACAACUAAAAAAAGGGGUGAUGUGGUCUUCAGCGGCUGCAUCCUGACAUAUUUAUUGAACUAAAGUAAUAUAUUUCUUUAUCAUAUCUAUUUUUGCAUAUGUUUGUUCGUAUGUUGUUUUUAUACUGAUGAAUAAAUCAUUUGACUUUUUAUAAACACUCAAA